ACUCUUUCUUUUCUUUCAUUUUGAUUCUACUUUCACACACACAAAGAACAACAGUGAUGACACUAACCUCAUUACAACAAAUGUCUCUUACCAUCACUGCCACUUGACAUUUUUGUUUUCUCUCUCUCUCUUUUAAACAACCCCUCUCCCCCAAAAUGCAUCCACAUUUCCAUUUCAAUCUUUGAAAAACUAACCCAACAACAACAACACCUUUCUCAAUCUUUGUUUUUAAUGGAGACCCCAAAAGAUGAACUUCAAGUAGUGGACCAUUUGACCACACCACCAACAACAACUGGGACCAGUUUCUCUCAGUUACUAUUAGCAGAUGACGAUGUUCUUGUGGCUGAUAAUCAAAACCCAUUGGUGGUGGGUCUUGAUCAUCAUGUGGACCAAACCUUUUCAACUUCUUCUCUUUUCUCUCUUCACAACACACCCAAAAUGCUUUGUUUUGGUGGUAACUACCAAAAUGAAAUUGAAAUUACUCCUCAGAAAUCUGUCAUCACUUCUAGUGAUUCUUCUUCUGCUUCAGCUUCUUCAUGCAACUACACCAACAACACUGCUUUCAAUAAUGUCAAUAAUAGUUUGCAGAAAAAGCGGAAUGGGUCAGGAGGACAAGAACUAGGGACCAGGGCAGGUGUUGGAGGGCAGAAAGGUCCUAAGAAGACCAAAGCAGACAACCCCACUUCAACUGGACAUGCAAAGAAAAAAGAGAAACUUGGCGAACGAAUUGCAGCAUUACAACAACUUGUUUCUCCCUUUGGCAAGACUGAUACUGCUUCCGUGCUUCACGAGGCAACUGGUUACAUAAGAUUCUUACAUGAUCAAGUUCAGGUUCUGUGCUCUCCAUACCUCCAACCUUCACAAAUUCAAUUUCAAAAUGGGGACGGAGAUAACAAUGAAAGAGGGGAAGAAAACACACAAGUGAACAAAGAUUUAUCUAGCAGAGGUUUAUGUUUGAUCCCUGUUGGAUGCACCUUACACGUGGCAGGUAGUAACGGUGCUGAUUUUUGGUCACCAGCAACAAUAGACAACAACAAUGUUGUUUCACCUUCAACUACUAUUGCUAAGCAGUAGGAGAGUAAUCAAAAUUAAUUAAUGGAAUUGAAAAAAGAAGUUGCAUCUUUUGAGAAAUGGGUUUUUGUGUCUGCUCAAAUUGGAGAUGUACUCAAUAUGAUGGUGACAGGUUAUUUGGAGAAGGAAAAGAAGGAUGAGAAGGUAAACUUUUGGAAAAGGUAAAGAAGGGUUAACAAUUAACAAGAUUAGGUUAAAGUUUACACAUGGGGUACAAAUGAAAUGUCAUGAUUUUGUCCUUAAUUAUGUAACAUCUGUUUUUGGGGGGUCACUUCACUUCUAUAUUUUCUAUAGAAAGAAGGAAAUAUUUUAUGUAGGGUUUUGAUCUAUGGGGCCUUGAACUAGGAGUUUAGGAUGCCCAUAUAAUUUAUUAUAUAUAUUUUGUCUAUGUAAAUUUUGGUAGACAAUACAUCAAGUUAUUCCAAAAUAUUCUCAA
Molecule: messenger RNA, 1507 nt
Organism: Vicia villosa (hairy vetch)
Lineage: Eukaryota; Viridiplantae; Streptophyta; Magnoliopsida; Fabales; Fabaceae
Product: transcription factor bHLH113-like
Exons: 5
Coding region: 232-1074 (280 amino acids)
Biological process (GO): regulation of transcription by RNA polymerase II
Cellular component (GO): nucleus
Molecular function (GO): DNA-binding transcription factor activity, RNA polymerase II-specific; RNA polymerase II cis-regulatory region sequence-specific DNA binding; protein dimerization activity
Source: RefSeq, a predicted model, not a curated record